UUCAAGACAAAGGGCGAAGGCGACGCAGUCCAUCGAGUAAACAAACAAACAUUGAAAAUGUUGAAAGAGUUGGUGAAGCAGCGACUCAUGAUGGCGGCUGAUGAAAUAUUUGCGCUGUUUGAAAGAACGAUAGCGUCGUACGAGGAGGAACUUUACCGAAUGAGAGCAGAGAAGGAGCGACAACGACAACAGCAGGAAGCUCUUAGCAAGACUCACAUUGUGUUACACGUUGAAGACGUCCAGCAGCUGAUUGAUCAUCAAGAAGGAUGCCCCCCUCAGCUGGAGGCGGAGGGCUCUAUUUUGAAGCAGGAGGAUCCCCAGCCCCCCCACGUUAAAGAGGAAGAGGAGGAACUCUGGAUCACUCAGGAGGGAGAGGAGGCUGAUCUCACCUCGUUGCCACUGACUGGUGUCUCUGUGAAGACCGAAGAGCAUGAAGACAAACCACCUGAGUCCUCACAGCUUCAUCACAGUCUGAGUGAGGAGAACAGAGGGGCGGAGCCUCCAAGCAGCAGCAGCAGCAACUCACCACAACACAUGAUGAUGACAGACGCUGAUGGAGACCACUGUGGAGGAUCACAAGCAGACAAGCUCUUAGCUCUGCUGUCAGUUAAUGAGCACACGUCACACUCUCCUGAGGAUGAAGAAGCUUUGAGCAGCAAUGCAGACUGUGAAGGUGAUGUGAGGGCUCACACUGACAACAAACACUCUGAGUGCUCUGAAAAGACAAAACGUUUCACCUGCUCAGUUUGUGCUAAAAGAUUUUCUUUUCCGAGUGUUUUAACUCAACACAUGCAAACACACACGGGAGAAAAACCUUUUAGUUGUUCAGUUUGUGACUAUAGGUUUGCUCGAAGAUCCACUUUGAUGCGACACAUGAUAACGCACACAGGAGAAAAACCCUUUAGUUGUUCAGUUUGUGACGAACGAUUCUCUCGAAAGUCAUAUAUGGAAUCACACAAGAGAACACACACUGGAGAAAAACCUUUUAGUUGUUCAGUUUGUAGUGAGAAAUUUGCUAAAAAGCCCUCUUUGACACGGCACAUGACGACGCACACUGGAAAAAAACCUUUUAGUUGUUCAGUUUGUGGUGAGAAAUUUGCUAAAAGGCCCUCUUUGACAAGACACACGUGGACACACACGGCAGAAAAACCUUUUAGUUUGCUGGAAGGUCCGCUUUGAUGCUGCACAUGACAGUUAUGCAUGAGCGAAGGCGGGACAGCAAACAAGAGAAAAGUGAUCAGGUCACAUUGAAACAUGCAUCACAUGGUAUGGAUGAUUAGAAAUGAUUGGUAUUGGUACUUUAAAAAGCCGAUAUGUUAUAUAGUAUAAAUGUGAUCAAAAUAGCUCAAGAAGAAGGUCACACACACAAAUGGUAUCAAAAUUAGUGUUCAGUCUGACAGAAUCACUUUUUCCAUGGAACAACUUGGUUUAUUUCCUCUGGAAUAAAAAUUCUAUUGGGUUGCCCCCGACCUGCCUAUGGUGCCUCAUUUGGACGUACAUGAGUUUACUGAGCUGAUGGACACUUGGAAUUCUUGCAAAGAGAGCGAGGGCCAGCUUCUCACUCUUUCUUUCCCUUUGGGGAAACUUUUGGUCUUUUGGUCUACACAAGUGUACAUCAGUGAUGUUGAAAGAUCCAUGAAGAAAAAGUUUAGAAAUUUGUUUGGUAGCUGAUGUAGUGUAUUUGUUGGAAGAGGGGUAGGAGGAGGUGAGAGUGUCUUCUUGGGCCUGUUAUGGAAUACUGACAACAAAGCAAGACACUGGCCUUUAUUGAGCUCCAAUUACAUCAGGUUCUGAAGUAUGGAAUCACAGGAGUGCCAAAAUUAAAAGGGAAUCAAUAAUACAAAAAUAUACAAAUGUGGAAAUACAAAGAGAAUCAAUAAUAAAAAA
Messenger RNA from Dunckerocampus dactyliophorus (ringed pipefish), 1887 nucleotides. Its product is annotated as oocyte zinc finger protein XlCOF7.1-like. Lineage: Eukaryota; Metazoa; Chordata; Actinopteri; Syngnathiformes; Syngnathidae. Bases 58 to 1179 code for a protein of 373 amino acids. The transcript has 2 exons. Gene Ontology annotation, molecular function: DNA-binding transcription factor activity; RNA polymerase II cis-regulatory region sequence-specific DNA binding. Gene Ontology annotation, biological process: regulation of transcription by RNA polymerase II. The record is from RefSeq and is a predicted model, not a curated record.